GUCCUGAUCAAGCCAUCGGCACAUACAUAAAUGCGCAGAUGAUAGAUAGAUGCUGUAGUGAGCGAUAUACCUGGCACAGCUGUAAUAUUUGGUUUAGGAGAGAUAAAGAUAAUGUAAAAAUGCAUCAAAGCAUCAUUGGUCUAGUGGUAGAAUUCAUCGUUGCCAUCGAUGAGGCCCGUGUUCGAUUCACGGAUGAUGCAUCUUAUUUUCUACCCGAGCUUCACACCUCUUCUUCUUUUUGUCGUGUUACGAACACGGGUUCGAUUCUCGCAAAGGGUGACUCGAUGUUACUUUUUGCUGUAUGGUGCUUUGGUUUGUUGUGAGUUGACUUUGCAUGUUGGUAAGGUGUACAGUAGUCUUUUGUUUGGGUGUGGGUGUAGAUGCCAGGAAGCUGAAGAAAAGGGGGUCUGGGGGUUC
This is a messenger RNA of Aspergillus homomorphus CBS 101889, 417 nucleotides long. RefSeq lists its product as uncharacterized. The record is from RefSeq and is a predicted model, not a curated record. The transcript has a single exon. Lineage: Eukaryota; Fungi; Ascomycota; Eurotiomycetes; Eurotiales; Aspergillaceae. Bases 39 to 323 code for a protein of 94 amino acids.